This is a messenger RNA of Laccaria bicolor S238N-H82, 2175 nucleotides long. RefSeq lists its product as uncharacterized. The record is from RefSeq and is a predicted model, not a curated record. Bases 1 to 2175 code for a protein of 724 amino acids. The transcript is spliced from 4 exons. Lineage: Eukaryota; Fungi; Basidiomycota; Agaricomycetes; Agaricales; Hydnangiaceae.
AUGCAUGCUCUUGAUCUCAACCUUAUUCAAAAUCACCUCCGGCUCAACUUUCAGAUUGACCCAGAUACAAAAGGGGGGGACGGAACGGUAUCAGGACCCUGGGUUUCGAAAGAUCCGUUGGUAUCUUCGAAAAACGACAUCAAGGCUCUGGACAAGUGCCAAAAGCUAGUGCAAGAAAACCAUCCGAAACUUCUCUACAAGCUCCUGGAUUUCAAUCGCAAAGUUCUUUACACAUUUUGCGUGGAGCACGACGUCAAGGGCCCUGGUCAUACAAAGGUAGUUGGAACGAGAUGGGUGCUUGCCAGGAACAUACAUCAUUGGCGACAGGGAUCAAAUCCUGAAUUACUUGCAUUUCUAUCCUCGGCACUGACUAUGGAUGGGAGCACGACGGAAGCUAACGAUGAGGGAGUAACAGCAGCGAACGGCCCGAGGAGUUCAACGGAAGCAGAGAACAUCGAACAAACUGGUGAAAGUGAUCAGGAAUCCGCUGGCCCCCACUCUCCCCGCGGCGAAGAAAAUUUUCUCGAUGAGGAGCCAGAGACCGUUGAUACUGGAGUCGCUGCAGAUGAUGUCGACCCGAAGCGUGUCGCACGAGUAAUUCGUCAUCUCAUCGAUAAGGAUGAUCUCGAAGGAUCAAGGAAAAAAGCGUACACCUAUGCGAAUAAUCCUGUUUUGAUUUACUUAUGCGAGCUUUUGGGAAUUGAUCACGGCCACGUCAAUCUAAAGAAAAGAAACACAGCUAAAUCUCAGUUGUUCCAGGCCGUCAUAUCCGCCAUAGAUAAUAACCCGGAAAAUACCGCCAAACUUUCGUCCACCCAACCUGAAGUUGGUUCUCGAGCUGUCUUGGGUAGCGAUGUCAUGGAGGCCGUCUGGGAAGAUAUGGCGUUCACACAGCUUCCGUCAUGGGUCGGUUUGGUGCCUCGCAACUGGGGCACUGCCAAACGGGGGAAGCUUACCGCAGACAACUGGCGGGUGAUUUGCACGGUUCAUUUACCCAUCACCUUAAUCCGACUGUGGAAGGACGAAACUGGCCGCAAAGCAGAACUCCUGCAAAAUUUCAUGGACCUGGCUACUGCGGUACGCAUUGCCAACAUGCGUGUUUCUUCCAAAAAUCAAGUUCGGGCCUAUAAUUUUCAUAUUUCUCGCUAUGCAAGCGCACUCCCGACCCUUUUCCCAGAUGUCUCAAUAAAGCCUACUGUUCACGCGGCGCUUCACCUUGGCGACAUUAUGGACCUGUUUGGACCUGUCCAUUCACACAGCGCGCCCUUCUAUGAACGAUAUAUCUAUUUUUUGCAGCAACUGAACACUAAUAAAAAAUUGGGUGCAUAUUCACUCCAUAUUGAUCAGUACCUGUCGCUGAUCAUGACCCCCCCCCCCUCUCUCUCUACAGGCGAUCUGGAAACAACAUUCAUGAAGGUAUCAUCCCGAACAGCUAAUCUUCGUGCGAUUCUUGCCGAUGACGAAGCGGUACGCCAAAAUGUCAUGGAGCUGGUAAAAAGCAUAAAGGCAAUUGAGCAGGAAGACAUCCGUGGCUUCCGCCUUGCAAGCAUGCUGGAUCCUACGCUACCUGAUUACGCAGACUCAAGUCUAGCGCCUUUCACGCUCAGUGGGGAACCAUACCAGCUUCUAUGUGGCAUCUUAGGAAGUAAUCCGUUGAACGGCAAUGCAGUCCGUCCCCAUGCUGAGGCUUUCUCUUUAAAUCGCAUUGCAAGACGCGGCGUGUCAUAUGGAACAUGCGCAUCUCCAUCAUUCCGUGAUAGUGCAAUCAUUUUUAGGGGGAGUAGCAGUGUCUCACCGCACGCUCAUGACCUCCACAAGACGGGAAGGAUCGAGAAAAUCUUCCAGCAUGUCUAUCAAGGAAUCAAAACAUUCUACUUGGUUGUUCGAGAGCACCAGAGGAUCGAUCCUAGCAUCGACCCGUAUGUCAGGUUCGGUUUCGCGGGGGGGUAUCUAUGUGAGAAGGUGCCAAGACUACUCCACCUUAUCAUGCUCGAACAGGUUGUAUCACACUUUGCCAUGACAAAUCUGCGCAGCGAUGGGCAGAAAUACCUUAUCCAUGCCCUACCAAUCGAUCGGCUCAUGUUGUCCUUCAAACUAUCUGAAGAUAUUCAUGCCGGGGGAACGAAUUUCAGCAAUGAUGAACAGACUAGUACUGCUCCCGUGGAUCAGCCCUAG